GCCGCGGGAACGCGCGAUGGGCAAGUGGAGCAUCGGGCGAAAGCCGGGCCGCGCACUCGGACUCCUGCUGCUGGUGAUCGUGGGUUUCCUGGUGCUCCGCAGGUCGGAUUGGUAUAAUCUGAUCCCUGCAUGGCUAAGACACCGGCAGUCAGGGCUUCAGGCCAACGGCCAAUACUUCAUGCUGGAGGACUCCACUUUCUGGAUCUUUGGGGGCUCCAUGCACUAUUUCCGGGUGCCCAAGGAAUACUGGAGGGACCGCUUGCUGAAGAUGAAAGCCUGUGGCUUGAAUACCCUCACCACCUAUGUUCCAUGGAACCUCCAUGAACCAGAAAGAGGCAAAUUUGACUUCUCUGGGAACCUGGACCUGGAGGCCUUUGUGCUGAUGGCUGCGGAGAUCGGGUUGUGGGUGAUUCUGCGUCCAGGCCCUUAUAUCUGCAGUGAGAUUGACCUCGGGGGCUUGCCCAGCUGGUUACUCCAAGACUCUGGCAUGAGGCUGAGAACAACUUACAAGGGCUUCACGGAAGCAGUGGACCUUUAUUUUGAUCACCUGAUGUCCAGGGUGGUGCCACUCCAGUAUAAGCAUGGAGGUCCCAUCAUUGCUGUGCAGGUGGAGAAUGAAUAUGGUUCCUAUAACAAAGACCCUGCCUAUAUGCCUUACAUCAAGAAAGCCUUGGAGGACCGAGGUAUUGUGGAGUUGCUCUUGACUUCAGACAACAAGGAUGGCCUGCAAAAGGGAGUCAUGGAUGGAGUGCUGGCCACCAUCAACUUGCAGUCACACCAUGAGAUGCAAUUAUUAACCAACUUUCUCUUAAGUGUGCAGAGGGUUCAGCCCAAGAUGGUGAUGGAGUACUGGACAGGGUGGUUUGACUCGUGGGGAGGCCCACACAACAUCCUGGAUUCUUCUGAAGUUCUAAAAACAGUGUCUGCCAUCCUCGAUGCUGGCUCCUCCAUCAACCUCUACAUGUUCCAUGGAGGUACCAACUUUGGCUUCAUAAAUGGAGCCAUGCACUUUCAUGAAUAUAAAUCUGAUGUCACCAGCUAUGACUAUGAUGCAGUGCUGACAGAGGCUGGGGAUUACACAGCCAAGUACUUCAAGCUCCGAGGUUUCUUUGGCUCUCUCUCAGGUGUCCCUCUUCCUCCCCAACCUGACCUUCUUCCCAAGACUGCAUAUGAGCCCUUGAGACCAGAUUUAUACCUGUCGCUGUGGGACGCCCUGAAGUACAUGGAGGAGCCAGUCAAUUCUGAAAAACCAGUCAAUAUGGAAAACCUGCCAGUAAAUAAUGGAAAUGGACAGUCCUUUGGGUACAUUCUGUAUGAGACCACCAUUGCUUCAUCGGGCAUCCUUAGUGGUCUUGUGCGUGACCGGGGACAGGUAUUUGUGAACACAGUGUCUGUAGGAUUCUUGGACUAUGAAAGGAAGAAGAUUGUUAUUCCCUUGAUCCAGGGUUACACCAGGCUGAGGAUCUUGGUGGAGAAUCGCGGGCGAGUCAACUACGGGAAUAACAUUGAUGACCAGCGCAAAGGUUUAAUUGGAAAUAUCUAUCUGAAUGAUUCUCCCCUGAAGAAAUUCAGAAUCUACAGCCUGGAUAUGAAAAAGAGCUUCUUUCAGAGGUUCAGCGUUGACAAGUGGAGCCCUAUCCCUGAAGUACCUACAUUCCCUGCUUUCUUUUUGGGUGCCUUGUCAAUUUCCCUUUCCCCUUUUGACACCUUUAUGAAGCUGGAGGGCUGGGAGAAGGGGGUUGUAUUCAUCAAUGGCCAAAACCUUGGACGCUACUGGAACAUUGGACCCCAGGAGACCCUCUACCUCCCAGGUGCCUGGUUGGACCAAGGCAGCAACCAGGUUAUUGUUUUCGAGGAGAAGAUGGCAGGCCCUGUGAUACAGUUCACUGAAACACCCCACCUAGGCAGGAGCCAGUACCUUGAGUGAGCAGCACUGCCCCGCGCCCCCUGGUGGUGGGAAGCAGGAGAGCACCACCAUCCUCUCAGCUGACCAGAGAGCCUGGUGCUCUGCUGCCUCACAACCCACCCAUGCAGGAGAGUUUCCUGAAGUAGUGUCCUCAGGCAGCCACAUGUUCAGCAGGGUCCACUAGCUCAGUUCAAGACCUUAAACUUGGAAGAACUGAAGAAGAAAAGUGGGAUAGGAAGGAGGGACCUACUUCUUACCUAAGUGGCUUCUUGACUGGGCUUUGUUGAUGGGACGUUCCCUACUUCCCUUCUCUUCUGAGAGAGGACAGAGGGAUGCCUCUCUAGAGAGGAAUGUCUAAUCAGAUGUCCACUGAUGACACCUGGGGCCCUCUGUUGGACAUGACUUCUAGACACAGAUUUGCUCCUAUGAUGUUCUCACCUGUGUUUAGCCACACCCCUCCUGGCCCUUUUCAUCUGAAAGAGAAGAUUUGUCACCAUUUGCAGAGGAUAGGGAAGCAGGUGGAUGUCUCGCCUGAAUCAACUUUGUUCUUCUCAACCCUCCAAGUCUUCUCUGGGAUUCUGGAAGAAACUUCGUUUGAGAGACACACACAUUUUCUCCUUCUCAUUUCUACUCUAAUUGCAUCUGACAGGAUGACAAGCCAAACUUAGGAGAAAUAGAAAUACUCAGCUACUUACCUUCCUGAAAUAGAAGGUCUUUCCAGUUUUACUCAGUGAGAAGAAGCAUCACCUGAGGAGGGAAUGCAGAGCCUAGUAGGAACCACACCCUGAUCUAAAGGCCCAGAUCCAGGGGCAUGGGCAGGUAGUCUCCCUGGAAUGUUGCUGUAGCCACGGGGCCUGCAGGCCUAACCCAGAUCUUGCUUCCAGCUCAGUCUCGCUCCCUCUACUUCCUGUAACUUAAGCAGGAGGAGAGGCAGCCUUCCUUUGCAAUUGUCUGUCCAAAUUUGAGGCACUUGUUCUAGGGAUUGAAUCCAUUGGGUUAGCUCAGGUUCACUGUUCUGAAUUGCAAUAAAGCAGAAUUCAAUCAAACCCCUUUUGGUGAUACUUUUUUGAUCC
Molecule: messenger RNA, 2979 nt
Organism: Neogale vison (American mink)
Lineage: Eukaryota; Metazoa; Chordata; Mammalia; Carnivora; Mustelidae
Product: beta-galactosidase-1-like protein 2
Exons: 19
Coding region: 17-1927 (636 amino acids)
Biological process (GO): carbohydrate metabolic process
Cellular component (GO): vacuole
Molecular function (GO): beta-galactosidase activity
Source: RefSeq, a predicted model, not a curated record